This is a messenger RNA of Ixodes scapularis (black-legged tick), 4022 nucleotides long. RefSeq names its product DNA transposase THAP9. The coding region runs from base 206 to 3460 and encodes 1084 amino acids. The transcript has 2 exons. NCBI's taxonomy places the organism in Eukaryota, Metazoa, Arthropoda, Arachnida, Ixodida, Ixodidae. The record is from RefSeq and is a predicted model, not a curated record.
GGAAUACUGGCUAGUCUGCCGUCCGCGCUCCUCUCCCUAUGGGGCGAGGUGUCGCGCCGAUGAUGACAGCGUAGAGGGCGCUGCGGAGAAUCGGCGUGCUGUCAAACCGGUCGCGCCAGCCACGCCGGCCACGCUCCACGCGUAGUUUUGCAGGUAGAAUGGCUGAUAUGGCUGGCGUUUUUGGUCACUUCGUAGAUCUCAACGCAUGAUGUCGGGGAGAAAGCGACAGUCCCGCGACAGCACUUGCUUCGUGCCUGGCUGCAGGAGUGGAUACCGCUCGUGCAAAGAAAAGUUUUCGCUGUUUAGAACUCCACAAGACUCCGCGAGGCUGCAAGAGUGGGCGUGCAAAAUCAAGCGUGAUGACAGAACCCUCGGCGAAGCCAGCGUCGUGUGUGAGAGACACUUUGAGCCCCAGUUCAUCGAACGAACCUUCAAGAACGUCGUCCAAGGGCAAGUCAUUGAGCUACCACGUAGUGUGCCGCAGCUGACGAAGGACGCUGUGCCGAGCGUGUUUCCGGACGCGCCCAAGUACUUCUCGAAGCCAGUGCCUAAAAAAAGAAAGGAACGUAACCUGUGUGAUCAGGUGCCACUGCCACUUGUCAAGAGGCACUGCGUGGAUGUAGAAACGCAACCUGAUGCUGACCUGCCCAUUAGUGAUGCUUCUCGGGACACUGCUCUCAUUCGCGAGUGCCUUGAUCUGCUGCCUGCACCUCCGUGGACUAAGAUCAACCUCGACGGCAACACAGAUCAAAUAACCUUUGCUCAUUGCCAUUUGAGUGAGGAAGGUGCUCUAGGUGUUUUGCACGUGAGCCGUCGCAUUGUGCUUGAUUUUUCUGCGCCACAGGGCUCAACUCCAAAAGCAACAGUCUAUCUUCGUGGAAAGGAAAUCAAAAAUCAAAGUAUAAGCAGCGCAAAUGACGUCAAAGUCUUGUUGCACGAGAUCGGAAGCAUGAAGCUGUGCCCUGGCUAUGGUCUGAAACCUAUGACAAAAACUUUUGUUUGUUUCAAUGGGUGCUACUUUUCAGCAAAAUGCUCUCUGAUUUCUGAAUCGCCCUGCUUGGCGUGCAAGUAUAUGCGUAAACUGAGCCAAAAUGCAGCCUCCAGGAAGAAAAGAAUCAUCAAAGCAAAAAAAUCAGCUUCGAAGAGCCGUGCUUUACGGGUACUGAAGAGGAAAUUGGCAAAAGCACAGAGUGCUGUUGAGAGCAUGAAAAACGAGAACGAGCAGCUGUCGAAAACAGACUUUCAACAAAGGAUGAGUGCUCUGCCUUCGAAACAGCAGCUUGCUGUUACAGCUUGCUUUGAAGCUGCCAGACGUAAGUCGGCAAAGGGCAUGCAGUACACGAACGAGUGGCUUCUUGAAUGCAUAUUAAUGCGCAUGAAGAGUCCGAGACUCUAUGAACACAAUAGACGACACAAGAUACUUGCCCUGCCUGGACGGACGUGCCUGCAAAAGCGGAUUCUUGGUUUCAAAGGCGGCUUCGGUUUUAACCAAAAAAUAUUUGAAGCCCUUUCUGAGAAGACGAAAUGUAUGGACAAGUUUGCAUGCCAUGGAGGCAUUGUGUUUGAUGAGAUGAAGAUUUCAGAGCACUUGGAUGUCAAGUCAACUGGCGACUUAGAGGGAUUCGUUGACCUCGCACAGUUUACUCCAGAAUCACAGAAGGGGCAAGUUUGCGAUCAUGGGAUGGUUGUUCUGUUCCAACCUUUCCAAGGUAAGCGAUUCCAUUCUGCUAUUGCAUUUAUUGUGCUGCAUUGCAGGCGUGAAACAAAACUUUUAUUUAUUGUUUUUUGGCUUCUUUCCUUAGGUCAGUGGACACAGGUCCUUGGUGUGUUUGCUUCACGUGGAAAUGUUAAAGCUGACACCUUGGCCAAAAUCAUUGUCGAGGCAACAAUCCUAUGUGAAAAAGCCGGUCUUUUUGUAGACUUUGUCACCUGCGAUGGAGCGAGCUGGAACAGGUCAAUGUGGAGGAUCUUUGGCAUACGAGGUAAUUCUAGGGAUCAAAUGCACUAUUUUCUGCCUUCACCAGUCACUACAGUGCAGCUAAAGUUGGUUUCUAUUAAUUUAGGUACAGCGAAAGGAACAAGGUGCAAGACCCCACACCCUGUGAGACAAGCGCACCAUCUGCACUUCCUGUCCGAUUUUCCCCACUUGCUAAAAAAUGUGAGGAACGCCUUCAUAGCAAAGGGCUUCAACACUCCAGAGGGUCGCGCACAUAUUCGCCCUAUCCAAGAAGCUUGGAAAAUUGACAGCAAGACUGUUUCUUUGAAAGUAAUGCCUUCCAUUACUCGGGUUCAUGUGAGCCCCAACUCUUUCGAAAAAAUGAGGGUUGCGCCAGCUUUUCAGUUAUUUGGUGACGAAGUCGUCAAAGGACUUUUUCUUUACCGCGCGAAGCUGGAAGCUGCAUGUGGCUCAAUAGAACCAACAGAAAGUUUUGUCAAGAGGAUAAACAAAGUUAUCAGGGUAAUGUCCUCGCGAUUCCCAAAGGCAGCCUUGUACGCUGGCUCGCCAAACUACCAGUUUCUUAAAAAGUUCCUGGAGUACCUGAGAAAGUGGGAAAGCCACGCAAAAUCUACUGUGGGUGGCUUUCUGAGUUCUAGCACAGCAGAAGGGCUACAUGUGACAAUUGAAAGCACGCUACAUCUGCUUGACUACAUCAACACAAUCGGGUUUAAAUAUAUAAUGACAGCGAAUUUGAGCCAGGACAGGCUUGAGAACCUGUUCGGCGUCGUUCGACAGUCAUCUGGUGCAAACGAUCACCCUACUGCUGCCCAGUUCUUAAUCACAGUCAAUGCACUCGCAUUUUACAAUCUAGCCAGGCCACCCAAGUCAGGCAACUGCUCUCCAGAACUGAUCAACUCUCUCAUUUCAAACGUUGGAUCAGAGCUGCACAAGGAGCGAGCGAUAGACAUUUUGGACGGGCUGAUCGACAAAGGAAAGCUUAAUGACGCAGAAGAAGCACUCAGCUCUUGCACGCCGUCAGACCACAGUGCUUACGUAACAGAAAAAAGCAAUGACUUGCUUAUUUACUACAUUGCUGGAUAUGUAGUCAGAAAGACAGUGAACAAGACUUCAUGUGAGGUUUGUGUAUCCUUCCUGCAAACUGACCAGUACACCGCCAUGGAAGAGGAUCAGGCUUCGUCAUUUACAGCCCACUUCGACAAUGGAGGUUUGAUGUACCCAUCUGGCCCCCUUAGGAACCUUAUAACUCUCCUUGAAGAUAGUUUCACAACUUAUUUCAGCUUACACAAGCUCCACUCCAGGAGCAUUAAGGACUUCUUUUCCUUCUUGGUGAAAGUAGAGUUUCCCACAUUAGGUUGUCUAGCACAUGAACACACCAUAACAACAGGUGUAAUAAAGUAUUAUGUACUUCUGCGUUUUCGAUUUUACACGAAGGCGCUCAACAAUGACAGGAUGGCGAAACAGGAGCGUAUGAAGCUACUGAAAGAAAGGAGGCUGAAGUAAGAUGAAAGCGUGUAUUAUAAGUAGGGUUCUGCGUUUUCGGAGUUUAUUCAUUUUUUUUUUCCUCGAAAGUGGGAGUGUUUUUGUUUUAUUUUUCGGGGCUUAAUUUUCUUUUACCGAUUUGGUGUUUUUUGUGUAAAUUGGUUAAGUCAUAACCAAUUUACACAAAAAACACCGAAUCUACAAAAAAAAAUAAAAAAAUAACCCCCCCUCCCAAAAAAAAAAAAAGAUAUUUUGAGAUAAAAAAAAAAAAAUUAACUCCGAAAAGGCAAAACCCUAAUUAUAAGCAAGAGUUUUGUUUGUUGUUGUUGUUUUUUUUCCUGAAGCUACAAAUCAGCUGCUUUAAUGGUGACUCUGUGUUCGUUGUGGUAUGUAGUCUGGAAAAAAGAACAGCCACUGUGUGUCUGUAAUAAACCGUUAGAAACUAUGGUGUGUUUUUACUGGGAUAUUUUUACGAGAACCUGUUAUGUUGCACAGAUAACAGUAAUGCCAGUGCUGUUAAGUGCACUGUACAACUAUAAUUGAUCUCAUCAUAAUGGCAAAAAGUUUUCCACUAGAGCGGCGG